AUGGCCGCCACCGAUUCCAAACCCGUCUUGUCCACGCUCAAGACGCCUUUGUCUGCUACUUAUCCAUCCGAGCUCAGGUCGCCUAUGAUUCAUUCAGCAACAACACCCAUUUUCGCCAACAUCAAGCGCGAGGACGAUCUCAAGACGCCCAUUACUCCCCCAACUGCCUAUCUGGAAUUCCUGAAGAGCAUGUCGCCCGUUCUCACCAGUCCAAUGUCCACGGGUACCAGCUCUAGGUUCAUCUUCGAAGGCAGCCGGCCAGUUUCAGUAACAUCCUCUGCGUCCAGUGCGUCCUUCACGUCCACAUGCGCUCCAGCAGACAAGGACUCGCCGGCAACUUCAAGAUCAAGCAGCUGCAGUCGAUGCGAUCCGGCCAAGGACGAGCCGCCCAUGUCCGCUCCUCCAACAAAGCUUCAGAUGGUCACCAUCCCGCCUCCAUCGCCAUUCACGCGGCCGCAAUCGGCGCGGACACCCCGCCUCUACAUUCCCCAAUCGCCCUAUUCGCCUGCCGGGGUAAUGUCACCAGCCAGCGCGAAAUCUAUCCACUCACCCUUCUCCGCUGCUUCGCCAAAGACCUGGGACUUGGAUAAGAAGCCUGCUCGUUCAAGGCGCGUAAGUGUGCGCGAAGUGGUUACUCGAACAGUGACCUACAGUCACACUCCCAUCGACGCAAAAGCGCCACAGUUCCCGCAAAUCGACCCCGCACCCCGCGGCAAGAGGAGAAAGAUGGAAUAG
This is a messenger RNA of Cucurbitaria berberidis CBS 394.84, 735 nucleotides long. RefSeq lists its product as uncharacterized. The transcript has a single exon. The record is from RefSeq and is a predicted model, not a curated record. Lineage: Eukaryota; Fungi; Ascomycota; Dothideomycetes; Pleosporales; Cucurbitariaceae. Bases 1 to 735 code for a protein of 244 amino acids.